CUACAACACACAGAGAGUGUCUCCUUUCUCCAUCGAGCUCGCUGCAAAAUUAGACGCUGUUGGGGGCUUUACAUGGUACGGUGAUCGUUACUAAUUCAUUUCUCAUAGCAUACCUCUUGGAGUUGGGGAUUGUAGAACAGAGGUGUAUUGGAUAGUCUGAAUCCUUUGUAGGUAAACCUGCAAAACUCGUGAUGGCUCCCAAUCCAAGGGUUGCAAAAGCCUUCCGUGCUAUGAGAGAGCUUGGGAUUCCUGAAGAGAAAACAAAACCUGUGUUAAAGAGGCUUCUAAAAACCUAUGACAAAAAUUGGGGACAUAUUGAAGAGGAAAAUUAUAGAGUUCUUGCAGAUGCUAUAUUUGACAGUGACGAGGCAGAGGCUGAGGAAGAGAAGAAAAAGCGUGAGAAUGCUGAAGCUGAAGCAGCAGAGCAGAAAAAGAAACUUGAGCAAGCUGAACGAAUGAAAGUUAUUGAAGAAGAAACACAAAUUCCUGAAGAGCCAGAACGGCCUUUAAAGCGGCUGCGGUUAAGGCACCAAGAUGGACAAGCUUCACCCUCUUGCAUCAGCUCUAGCCCUAAUUCACGUGAAACACCACUGAAGGUGCCGAAGUUGGAGAUUGAUGAUCUUCCUUAUGCUAUACCUAAGUCUCAGUCUCGAGCACAGGCUAAAACUUCAGCAGGGGAGCCAGUAACAAGGAAUGAAUCCCAACCUGUUUCACCCCAAGCACAUGGUAGCAACAAGGGGAAGACACCUGUUUUAGCCAACACUUUGGCACCACAUCAUCUGGGAGAUGCUGAGAGAACCCAACCAGAUGUCGCAAAUGAAUCUGGAUCUGAUUCAGCUCUCCGUCCAAGACAUCUGAGAGACAAAGGGAAAGAACCUCUUUCACCUCAAACUGAUCCUCGAGAAAAGAGGUCAAUUUCUGAUAGGCCAUCCCAUGGAGUGCGCUUUAAAGAGCCAAAACCUAAACAGUUUCCCAAACAAAGCACUCUUGCAUUAAAAAAGCCCAAAGAUGAACCAGUCACAGAUGACUCCUCACCACGUGUGGUGCCUCUUUCAGUGAUUAGGCCAGAAUCAAUGAACAAUGGAGAUUCUACCGAACUGGUCAGAGAUGGAUCUCAGCUCUUAACAUCUCAAUCUGCUGGGAACAAAGAUCUAAGCACCCAUGCUCUAGCUGCAUCAAAUGAAACAAGUGAUCGAGAGCUUGCAAUGGUCCCUGUUGAAUCGACAGCAAAAUUAGAAAUCGCUUCCUCAUCCUCUGGGGAAAUCAAGAUUUCUUUGAGCUGCAACUCCUUGGGAAAAACAAACUUAUCUGUCACAGAUGUCGAUUCUCUGUUAAAAACAAUGGAAGAUAAAUGUCUUAAAUCGUACAAAGUCUUGGACCCAAACUUUUCCAUGAAGAAACUGAUGAAAGAUAUGUGUGAAUGUCUUUUGGAUGAUGAAACUGGCUCUACACCACCUAAUGGUUCAUUGGGAACAUCAUGUGCAGUGGAUGACGGAAGAAAAGAUGUGCCGCCCAAUGCCGAUGGCUCAGUCGGCAAUGAAGGUGAGGAUGGGGGGUGUCUUCCACCUUGCAAAGGUGUUGAUGACGCUUUUCAACCUGCCAUAGUGCAGAAUGGCAUUCAAGGUGUUGAUAAUGCUGGAGAUGAUUGUGAAAAUGACAUGCACAUAGAGCAGAAUGGGAUUCAAGAUUCAGAGCUACAAAAUUUGACGAUGGUGUCCAAUAAUCAGUUGAUUGCUGAUGACAUAAGGUCACUCCAUGAUGCCAAUGACAUAGCCAAAGGACAAGAAUCAGUGAUAAUUUCAUUGGUAAACGAAGUCAACAAUGAGUGUCCUCCAUCAUUCCAUUACAUUCCCCAAAAUGCAGUUUUCCAGAAUGCUUAUGUUAACUUUUCACUUGCUCGUAUUGGGGAUGACAAUUGUUGUUCUACUUGUUUUGGCGAUUGUCUGAAAUCAUCAACAGUUUGUGCUUGUGCACUGCAAUCUGGGGGUGAAUUUGCAUAUACAAUCGACGGCCUUGUCAAGGAGGAGCUUUUGGAUGAGUGUAUAAAAAUGAAUCGUGAUCCUCAAAAGCACUGUCUGUUUUACUGCAAGGAAUGUCCUCUAGAAAGAUCGAAAAACGAGGAGAUUAUCGAGCCAUGCAAAGGUCACUCUGUGAGGAGUUUCAUUAAGGAAUGCUGGUUGAAGUGUGGCUGCAAUAAACAGUGUGGCAACCGAGUCGUACAACGUGGUAUUAAACGUAAAUUGCAGGUGUUCAUGACACCCGGAGGAAAAGGCUGGGGUCUCCGCACCCUUGAGGACCUGCCUAAAGGUGCAUUCAUUUGCGAAUAUGUCGGAGAAGUACUAACCAAUGCAGAACUCUAUGAUCGAGUUUCACGAAGUUCAAACAAAGAUGAACAUGCUUAUCCAGUACUGCUUGAUGCUGAUUGGGGUGCAGAGAGUGAGUUAAAGGAUGAAGAAGCUCUUUGUUUGGAUGCCACUUAUUACGGAAAUGUGGCUAGGUUCAUCAAUCAUAGGUGUUUCGACUCAAAUUUGGUGGAGAUUCCCGUGGAAGUGGAGAAUCCUGAUCAUCACUAUUAUCAUCUUGCGUUCUUCACAACAAGAAAGGUGAAAGCUCUAGAAGAGUUAACAUGGGAUUAUGGUAUUGAUUUUGAUGACGAAGAACAUCCUGUGAAGGCAUUUCGGUGCCGAUGUGGUAGCAGGUUCUGCCGAAACAUCAAACGUCCAAAUAGAUCUAGAAAAAGAAGAUAUACAUGAAAUGAAGAUGUGUUGAAACCUGUGUUGGUAUCUAUCUAUAUAUCAAUCGAUCUAUGUUAUGUCUGAUGUAUGUAGUAUGUAUUAAAACAAAAGUGGGGUUGUUUCUGUUUCUAAUGUUUUUGUAUUAACAAGAUAUAUAUAAACCUGUAGUAGUAUUAGUAGUAGUAGUUUAGCUUUAAUGACACCUAACUUUUAACUUGUAUUCAUGUGGACUUCAAUUGUUGGGAAGCAUAAAAGGUUUUAUGCUGCAAA
Cynara cardunculus var. scolymus (artichoke) is the source of this 3005-nucleotide messenger RNA. RefSeq names its product probable inactive histone-lysine N-methyltransferase SUVR1. The coding region runs from base 192 to 2753 and encodes 853 amino acids. Gene Ontology annotation, cellular component: nucleus. The record is from RefSeq and is a predicted model, not a curated record. Lineage: Eukaryota; Viridiplantae; Streptophyta; Magnoliopsida; Asterales; Asteraceae. The transcript is spliced from 12 exons. Gene Ontology annotation, molecular function: protein binding; zinc ion binding; histone methyltransferase activity.